Monodelphis domestica (gray short-tailed opossum) is the source of this 2509-nucleotide messenger RNA. It is a transcript of the gene WDR86, whose product is annotated as WD repeat domain 86. Lineage: Eukaryota; Metazoa; Chordata; Mammalia; Didelphimorphia; Didelphidae. Gene Ontology annotation, molecular function: protein binding. The record is from RefSeq and is a predicted model, not a curated record.
GACAGGUUGAGGGGUGGUCUCCUAGGAGGAGCCAGUCUGCACUUUAUUGUUCUAAGUCAUCCACUAAGAGGGACUGAGUUGAGCGUGGAGUAGGGGUUUAGGGGCGUGUAAGAGAAAAGCCCCCCAUCCGUCGUGGGCUCUAGGCAGGUCUGUGAGUUGCUGCACCUUGGGAUGUGGCUGGAGGCUUUCUCUUUGGUUUUGGUUGCUUUAUACUGGGAGUGUAAUUCCAAGGUGAUGUCCGAAGGCAGUUGCUGGAGGAACCUGCUUUCCUUUGGCUGGGGAGCCCCUCCUUAGAGGGAGUUCCCUCGUGGGACUCCUUCCUUAGUGUGGCAGAAUGGGGGGCAAUGGCUCGGCCCUGAGGGUCUGCACAGAUCACAGAGGAGGUAUCAACUGGCUCAGUCUGAGCCCCGACGGCCGGCGGCUGCUGACAGGCAGCGAGGAUGGUACUGCUCGCCUGUGGAGCACCGAUGACAGCCAGUGUCAUGGACACUUACAAGGCCAUGAAAGCUAUAUCACUUUCUGCCAGUUGGAAAAUGAAGCCGCCUUCACCUGUAGUGCGGAUCACACCAUCAGAAAGUGGGAUGUGGUCACUGGGCAAUGUUUGGCUGUUUACCGAGGACAUACAUCAAUUGUAAACAGGAUCCUAGUUGCCAAAGACUACCUCUUCAGUGGCUCCUAUGACCGAACAGCCCGCUGUUGGAGUGUGGACAAGGAACGGCAAAUCCAGGAGUUUCGGGGUCACCGGAAUUGUGUCCUGACCUUAGCUCACUACUCGUCCAAGGACAUCCCAGAUGCAUCCUCAGAGCAGGGGGAGAAGGCCAGUGGAGACUUCCUGGUGACGGGCAGUACAGAUGGCACAGCCAAAGUUUGGUGGGUGUCCAGUGGGUGUUGCUACCAGACCUUGAGGGGCCACACAGGGGCUGUCUUGUGCCUUGCUCUGGAUGAACUCAACCAGGAGCUGUUCACAGGCAGCACCGACUCCACCAUCCGCACUUGGAACCUUGUGACUGGAGAGCCACUGAAAGUGUUUAAAGAGCAUCAGGGAUCAGUGAUCUGCCUGGAGUUGGUGAAUCGUCACUUGUACUCAGGAAGUGCAGACAGGACCGUGAAGUGCUGGCUGGCAGACACAGGGGAGAGUGUGCGCACGUUCAGGGCUCACAAGCACAGCGUGAGUGCCCUCAAGUACCACGCUGGCACCCUGUUUACAGGCAGUGGAGAUGCCUGUGCCCGAGCCUUUAAUACUGAGUCUGGUGUGCUACAAAGAGUAUUCCGGGGCCACACCUUCAUCAUCAACUGCAUCCAGGUUCACAACGAGCUGCUCUACACGGCCUCCCACGACGGCACCCUGAGGAUCUGGGACAUUCACGGAGUCUGCAAGCAGAAUCUGCGCAGCCGCCCCAAGAGGGAGGUGCUGGCCCAGAGCCGCAGCACCCCCAAGAGGAGCCUCUCCCAGCUCUUCAACAACAAGGUCGGCUGCACAGCGAGCCCCCCUCAGGGUGGGGAGUGUGAGACCAUCGAGCUGCUCUGACCGUGAGGCACAGAAGGGACCUCGGUUACCACCGGCUGCCAAAAGCAAGCUGUCCUCAGGUACUCGGCAGAAGGGAAGACGACGGGGUCCCGGGCUUUUCAGUGGCUGAGCGGAGGUUUGAAAAUCCACGUCCUGGGUGGGCGCAGAAACUGGAGGCCUGAUGGCACAAAAGCCCCCUCCGCUUCCGGGACUUCCGGCCGGGCCUGGCGGAGGAGCUGAAGGACUAGAUGAGCUCCCUGUGUGCCGAUGAUCUUAUAGCUGUCAUUGUAAACUAUUUUUAAAAAUUCCUCUCUGCAACCAGCGGCUGCCCGGCCCCGUUCUCAAGGAAACGAGAAAUGAAAAGAUUCUGCUUUCAUUUCAUUACUUGGCAAGGGAUGAACGGACCCCAGUUACCCUUUUACUUAGCGAUUUUCUGGCUCCCUUUUUCUCUUCUCCCCCGGCUGUCUUCCUCCCACCUUCUCUCCCCAUUUUUCUCACUCCACACGUUUCUCCCACUUCUCUCCUACUUUUGCCUCUCGUUUCCUCCCCGUAUGGUCAGCAUUCACCUCCCACUUCCGCCUUCCCAUGUGUCUCCCCCUCUUCUCUUCCCUCCCUGGCCUUCCCCCAAUGCCCAUCUCCACGCUGCUCCACGGUAGAUGACCAAGUGAAAGGUCGCAGAGAAUACAAGGCGGAGCCUCUCGUAGGGCGACAAUGGCUGCCGUUCCUGGGACACUGACUGAGCCAAGCCCAGCUUCUUUCUCUGUCCUGGAUCGACAGAUCAGACACCAGCCCCUCCACGCCUGGCGUCCUCCCGUGAGGCCAGAGCCUUGACUCCAGAGCUGGAUGAAGAGGCUGGGCACGUGGCACACUUUUUCAAAACAUUUCCAAAGGGAACCAUUUUUGAGCCGUGGAUGUGGAUGGAUCGUUGUCAUUUUUUCUUUUGGUCAGUGUCCUAUGAUUGAGGGGACUCGAUAGAAAACUGAAAUACAUGUUGUUUGCUUU